AUCAAUAAGACUAUUAUUCAUGGGUCACCUCUUUCAGUCCGGUUCCCGGUUCGGUUGUCAUAGCUUCCGGAUCAACAAAAGUCACCAGAAUUCGCUGAAUUAAAAGUUAAAGUGCGGUUAAAGUUAUAAAGUAAGUGUAGAAAGUAACACUCUAUUUAUAUGGAUAUUGAAAAUGAAGCGAAUCAAAAAACUGCGAUUUCGAAAAUAAAUCCGAAUUAUAAUAUUAAAAAACUAAAUUUAUCUGUCCAAAAAAAUGAGCAUUUAAAGGCAUUAAUAAAAUUAAAACAGGAAGAAUAUGUGAUAGAGAGAACAAUAAAUAAUUAUUUGGAAAAUGUUAAAAUUGAUUCUAAAAUUCUGAAGGACCUUCAACAGGAUUACCUCAAUCUUUCAAACCAAAGACAAGAAAUUCAGAAAUAUUUGCGAAAUUCAGUAAAUGACAUAAAUGAAUGCUGGAACGAAAUAAAAAACGUAAUUAACGAUAAUAAUUUUGGAAAUUUGGAUAUAGAUAAUUAUAAAGCAAAAUUAUACAAACUUUGGGAAAAAAUUCAAGAGUUUUACAGAAAUGACUGUACAGAUUCGUUAAAAGAAGAGGAAUCAUCUCUUGAUUUAACUUUAUCGGAGUUUAAUUCAACAUUGCCCCGAUAUGAAAAUUGUGAUUCUGCCAACGUUUUGCAAACGAAAAAUCAAUAUCGAAAAAAUUCCAUAAAUAUACAAGAUUUUGAAGAAGUAGAAAAUUUUACUGAUUUAGUAGCAAAAACAGGACACACUCAAAAUUGGAGUAAUGAGGAUCAUUUACUAUUUCUGAAACUAAGAAAAAAGAAUAAAACAAUUCCAUCUUUGGUUUAUGCAAUUCAAACUAAAUGUCCAGAUUUAACAACCAAAAGCAUCAUAAAUCACGAAGCAUGGUAUAAGUUUUAUUUGAAGCUUCAAGGAGAACAAAAAACGGCCAUAAAAGAUUGGCGCCAACAAAAAAAAUUUCAGCAUACUAUUCAAAUUGAGGAAAAAAAUGAAAUUCAUCAUAUUUCCGACAAAGGAAAUAUAAAAGAAAAUACAACAAAAUUUAAAAAUUUGAUUGACAAUCAGAAAUCAAAAUCAAAAGCAUCAAAAGAGUUAAUUAAAAAAUGGAAGGAGGAAAAAGAAAACGAAAGAUUAAUGCACGAGGAGCAAAUAAAAUUAGAAAAGCAAACAAAGCUUGUUUUAGAGAAUCGUCAGAAAUUAAGAGCUCAACGUUUAAAACUUGCAGUCGAGGAAUACAAAAAAAGAAAAACAUCAGAAACGAAAUUCGAAAAAAAUGAAUGUAAAUCAGAAAAAAUAAUUAAAUCCCCAGUUUUAAUUAAGUCCUUCAGAAAACAGGAUAAUUAUUACAUAGAAAAGCGAAAAUAUCCGAGAAGUGAGGAUAAUUUCCAGGAAUUAAAAAGUAAAACAAAAACUUCAACGAAAAUUUCCACAUUACUGAAAUAUACCAAAGUUUGGAAAGAAAAAUGUAAAAAUAUUAAAAACGACCAAAAUCAGAAAUCUCUCUACAUAAAGGACUUGCCAAAAAUGUCCAUGGGAAGACGAAAUUUUGAAUCAUUAUAAAAACAAAUUUUUAUGGUAUAGUAAUUAAAGACUUUAAUUAUAUAUACUUAGUUUAUUUUCCUUACGAACGUAUUCCGACGAUGUACAUUAUGGAGUAGCGUUACAUCUUAUCCAGAACAAUUUAGGGAUCGCUAUGGAUAACAUUAACACUAAACAAUUUUUACUCAAAUAUAUAUUUCUAUUAACCUUUUUCUCGUCAAUUGAUAUAUUACCAAAUACAAAAAUUGUAUCUUACUUGACACGAUAUUUCAACACCUCAUGGAAAUACUUAUUAAUAAGAGUUCUUAUAAUAAUUUUAAACUAUAAGUAGAAAUAUAAUUAUUUGAAAUUAAAAUUCUAUAGAUUUUAUUACAAUGAACAAUAACGUCUAAAAUGAAACGUAUUCUUGAAAAAUCUGUAUUCGUUUUUUUGUAUUUUUUUUUAUACUUUCCAAAUUUUUUUUUAAAAUUAAAAUUAAAAAAAAAACAGUUGAGGCUCCCCUUCUGCUUUUUUUUAUAAUUGGUAAUAAUAAAUAUUUACACACGUAAAAUUUGUACAAUGCAAUUUCUCACACACUGCGUAUUUACUCUAUUAUUGUUUUUUACGCCACUGUACGGAUUAUCGAGCGAAUUUGACGGAAUUAAAAGUUUUACUAUUUUAACUUUCGGAAUCCGUUUAGAAAAACUCGAACAAUCUCAUAUAAGAAAAGAAGCAUUUUUUUAAUUAUAUACUACCAUUGCACGCUAGAAAGGACGGUGAGGCUCAGAUUAACGAUCUUAACCGCUUUUAUUUUAUCAAAAAAUUCCACGCACUCUUUUACACACUGUUAAAACAAAACCUCACGAGAUCGCCAAGUCAUGAAUGUCUCUAGAAUUAAAUUAUAUUCGGCGCUUUUACGUUUAUAAGAAAAACGUCUUCUAAAAUCACAGCUCUUAACAGUGUAAGCCAUUCAUUCCAUUUAAAAAAAAAUGAAAGUUAGUCUAAUCGAUUUUACAUAAAAUUAUCAAGAAGAAACUAUAUCUUAGAAGUAAAUUUCUUCUUAGUAAUUGUCACGGAUUUUCUCUAAAUUUUCAUAAAACUAACAUUUUUGAUCAAAAGACGAGGACACAACAUUUUUUUUUAAAUAUAAUUUCUUAACGGCAAGAGACAUUUUAUCCGUGAAUCAUUGAACAUUCAUCUAUGUACUGUAUAUUGCGUGCAUUGGUUAAUUACAUUGUAAAUAGACUUUUUUUGUAAACAAAAUCUAUUUUCAGAUUUUUAAUUAACAUUCGACCAUAAAUAUUAUCGAAAUCUAAUAAUUUAUUAAUUACUCGGUAAUCCGCAAAGUGGGAUACUUUGUCGUUUUUUUUUUAUAAAUUAGCUACACAGCGUUUUAAAACUGAUAGAAAAUUUGUUUUUUUUUCUCGUCAAAUCCCUCUGAACAUAAAUAAAGAAUUCAGACAGGAGUCUAAUGCAGUUCAAGAUUGAAAGAAACGAAAGUCUUCGCCAAACAAUAAUGUUUGGCUAAAUAUAAACUUCACUGAGAUGAAACUAUAUUUCUAGCAACAAAUUUCGGAAUAAAUACCUAAGAUUGUAACAAAAAUUUUAAGUAUUCUUUAUUACGAAAAUAAGAUUUUCACUUGAAUUUAUGUACACAUAUUACAACGUUUUCAUAUAAUGUAUAUUAUUCUACCACAGUGUUCCUUUUUUUUAAUAUACACGUUGAGAAUAGUAAUCCAAAUUUUCAAGUAAAGUAAAACGACAAAAGUUCCCUGUUUUUUUUAAAAAAAUCACUAAUUUUGUCCAUUGAAGACAAUGGUCCAUUGAAAUGACAUUUUUCUUACAUUUAAUAAAAAAAAGAGAAAAAAUAAAAGAAAAAAUUAAACAAUGCAAGAAUUCUUAUAACGUUAUUUAUGUACAAAUGAUUUUGUUCGAGUGAAACUUGAUUAACUAUUAGCGCUCUAUUGUACUACAAUGUUUAAACUUCCUAUUCGAUCUUGAUUUAAAAUGUCCAGAGAAAGUUUCAAAGAUUAAAGAGCAAGAUCAACCUGCACUUAACAAUUUUAUAACCAUCUUUUGAACAGUCAGGGCAACAUGAAAUUUUUUUUCCUAUGAUUUUAUCAUUUUUUUCAACUGACCAACUAGGAUGGAGCAAAAAAAAUUAUCUUGCACAUAAAACAACUUUUAAAUACAGUUUCUCUAAAAUCAAUCAAUUUACCAUUAAAAUUUCACUUAUCUAAUUUAAAAGCAGUUUAAAAAUACAUAACAAUAAUAGGAAUAUUUCUGUAGUAAAAUUUUCUUUUUCAAAAGUCUGGAAUUCAUUUUAUUUUAUUUUUUUCCCCAUUUACAGUAACUUACAAGAGUUACAAAAAACAGUAUUUUUUUUUUCUUUAAUAGAAAAUAUUUCGAUUUUCUAUAUAAAAAACGUUUGUUUUUCUACAUACAAAAGACUAUAUCACUAACAAAAAAUACUUCCUCGUGAGGAAGCAAUAAUGAAUAAUUCAACAAAAAAAAUUGUAAAUGAAGCAAUUGAAGAUACCAGAUAUUAGAUGAAUUCACAAAAAUUUUGUACCUAAACAUUUUUUGUUUCACGUAAAUAAAGAUGCAAUCUAUCCUAUAAAAUAUAAAAAAAAGUUUUUUGAUCUAGAGCCAAUACUAAUACAAAAUCAUGCAUAAAGGAAUAAAAUGAAAAUAUUAGGCAGUCGUGGAAUUAGUAACAAUGAAAAUUUACUAAUCGCUCCACCCUAAUUUCAGUGAUUGUUUUCUGACGUUGCGCAAAAAAAGAGCGUCCACCACCGGUAUCGACGAUUGUUUGCAGUUUUGCACGAGAGACUCUUUUUAGAUUACAUACAACCUUAAACAACUACGAGAAGUGUACUCAUUUUUCAAGGUAAUACACAAUAUA
Leptopilina heterotoma is the source of this 4441-nucleotide messenger RNA. Its product is annotated as coiled-coil domain-containing protein 112-like. Bases 160 to 1578 code for a protein of 472 amino acids. The transcript is spliced from 6 exons. NCBI's taxonomy places the organism in Eukaryota, Metazoa, Arthropoda, Insecta, Hymenoptera, Figitidae. The record is from RefSeq and is a predicted model, not a curated record.